Molecule: messenger RNA, 963 nt
Organism: Penicillium robsamsonii
Lineage: Eukaryota; Fungi; Ascomycota; Eurotiomycetes; Eurotiales; Aspergillaceae
Product: Oxoglutarate/iron-dependent dioxygenase
Exons: 4
Molecular function (GO): dioxygenase activity
Source: RefSeq, a predicted model, not a curated record
CGAUCAGACAUGUUUGAGCAACUUGACUUUUCGCGAUUUCACAGCGGGAGCGACGAGCGUGACCAGUUCUGUCGUGAGUUGGUCGCCGGGUUGAGCAAGUCAGGCUGGGUACGGCUAGUCAAUCAUGGUGUCCCUCCAGAAAGCAUCGACCGAGCAUUUGAAAUGAGUCGCAAAUUCUUCGAUCUCCCAUUGGAGCAGAAGCUGAAAUCGCCUCAUCCUCCCACGGCUCACCCCCAUCGGGGCUUCAGUCCCGUUGGCCUGGAGAACAUAUCAACUGUGUCUAAUUAUUGUUCCCCGGCCACACAACCCUUACUUAGGGACAUGAAGGAAUCUUAUGACAUUGGAUCGGAACAAGAUCCGCUGUACUCCAAUAUUUGGCCCCCACCAGGAGUCCACGAUGGCUUUCAAACGACAAUGAACUCAUUCUUCGAUGUCUGUUACGAGGCUGAGUUGAUCAUGCUGGAUGCUAUUUCGAUUGGCUUGGGGUUGAACAUUGACUGUCUACGCAAGCUCCACACAAAUACCAACGAGCUGCGUCUUACACAUUACCCCGAAGUGGAUCUGGGGGACUUCGCCAAUGCCACCCGCAUUGCGGCGCACACAGACUUUGGCACGAUUACUUUAUUGUUCCAAGACAAUGUUGGAGGCCUGGAAAUAGAACAGCCCCCUGGUAGUGGGGUUUUUGUUCCGGCCGACAAUGCUGGCCCCCACGAGUGUAUUGUCAAUGUAGGUGAUUGUCUCCAGAUGUGGACAGGACUACAUAGUGCCCGACACCGGGUGCACCUGACAAAACGGGAGAACCAGGGUAAUAUGGUCCCAGAACGCUUCUCUAUUGCGUAUUUCGCAAAGCCUGAUCGUGCGGCCCUUCUCCGUCCACUGCUGGAUUCGCUAGACAAGCCAGUGCAAAAGUUUAUGACAGCCAAUGAGUUUCAGCACAUGCGCAUUGAGGGUACGUACGCCUAA